UCUCCAUUGCCCAGGCGACUGUGGUUGGUUCUCCAGCAGGCUGUAAACAGGAGAAGGAAGAGAGAGAAAAGAGAAGCGACCCUUAUUUAGCUCGUCGGGGAGAGUGGCAAGUUGGGUGGGUGAGGGGGGGCCAUGCCAGCCCCCUGACAAUGUUCCAGAUUGCCGAGUACCAUGAAGAUGACACUUUCCUGACUGGAGAGAAAGAACCGCAAGAUUCCAAGCUGACCUGCCGGGGAGCCGCAGGAGGGGACAAGGAGUCAGGCAGCCCAGCUAGCCGUGAAAAUCCAGAGCUAAGACGCCGCAUUGGAUCAGACCCUCCUUUGCCGGAUUCGGAAGCCCCAGAUGAGCUGGGCGCUUUCCGGGCGCGCUCACGCUCUGCCCCACCCAUUUUGUGGGCUGCUCAGCGGUACGGGCGGGAACUGCGCAGGAUGAGUGACGAGUUCCACGGCGCCCUGCAGAAGCUGCCACGCCCAAAAAGCGCCGGGACCACGUUCCAAAUGCAGCAAAGGUCUGGCUGGAAGGAGACUCUGCAAUCGUGGUGGCGUCGAAAUUCCCCGGGCAAUGAGGGUCCCCGAAGCCCUCCGUGACGGUGUUGGGCUUCUAACACAGGGAAAGAAAGGGGAUACACCUGUAUGGUCAAUUUGGCACAUUUUCUUCACUGUGGUGUCCCCAAAUAUUUGGGGGCAGCGGGCAUGGGUCAUUCCUCAGCACUUCCAUACCCACGUCCCCCAGAAAUGUUCUCCUUCGAUCUCACACUAUAGUAUGAUGCGUAAGAAACUUACCUCCACGGGAUCAAUGCCUUUCUCACCUACUCCCACUUCCACUCAGACCAUCCCACCCCCUAAUUUUAAGGGGAUCUUGUCCUGCCCUUUCUAAAGAGUCUACCUUUACAAAAGAAAGAAAGAACACUGUAUUGAGUACUAAUGUAAGAGGCCUAUUUCCCCCACCCCCUUUAAUGGAGAAAUUUGUAUGAGCUUUUAUUAAAUGUUGUUAAUUAUG
Messenger RNA from Elgaria multicarinata webbii, 999 nucleotides. It is a transcript of the gene BAD, whose product is annotated as BCL2 associated agonist of cell death. NCBI's taxonomy places the organism in Eukaryota, Metazoa, Chordata, Lepidosauria, Squamata, Anguidae. The record is from RefSeq and is a predicted model, not a curated record. Gene Ontology annotation, biological process: apoptotic process. The transcript has 4 exons. Bases 150 to 587 code for a protein of 145 amino acids.